GGCAAUAUAGUCAUUUUAUGGUUGCCAAAGGAUACAAUGUGUAAAUUUAAAAUAACAAGGGACGAAGGACGGUCGAGUUAAUUUCUAAAAAUAACGACUGAUCGUGCAUAUUUUGGCACUAGGACUAUUUGUGUAAUUUACUCCAAAGUUUUAAAAGAAAAAAAAUACAAAAUCUUGUUCACUUCGUCCCUCGUCCGCUCUUCUCCCUUGUCGCUCACCCCUAGUCUUUGCUCCAUCACCGUCGUCCACUCACCGUCAUACCCUCGUUGUGGAUGUCUCCUCCAACGCCGGUGACCACCUUAGACGAAGCCACAUCAUGAGUUGGGAUAUGCCGAUGACCACAUGCUGCGAAGUCAUAUGUUUUGCUAUCUCAUCUGGGUUUAGCUUGAUUCAUCUACUCUUAAUUCUCCUCUAACUGCAUAUUCGAAGCUAUACUUUGUGAAGUGAUGACAAAGACGACGAACAUGUCAAUUAGUUUACGGAGGUCGAUCACUACCGCAUCUUUUCUGUCUGAGAGAAUUAAGCAAACAGAAAAUGAAAUCGUUCAAAUGUUCCAGUUGUCGCGUCCCAGAGAAGAUUCAAGGAAUUUACCCACCAAUCAAAGAACAUCAAGAAAGAGCUCUGCAAGGAUGUUGGACGAGAGAUUUAUCAGGAUUUUGAAGAUAUUCAAGUGGGGGCCUGAUGCAGAAAAGGCUCUAGAGGUACUGAAAUUAAGAGUUGAUCAUCGAUUAGUUCGUGAGGUUUUGAACAUAGAUGUGGACAUUAAUGUCAAGAUGCAAUUUUUCAAGUGGGCUGGAAAGAGACGACAUUUCGUGCAUGAUUCCACUACUUACAUGACUUUAAUUUCUUGUUUAUCUGACUCUGAAAUGUUCGGGGAGAUGUGGAAGAUGAUCCAAGAAAUGGUUCGACAAUCAGUUGUCAUCGAUCCUAAAGAUUUAUCAGACAUUGUGAGAUUAUUAGGCAAGGCUAAAAUGGUCAACAAAGCACUCUCACUUUUUUAUCAAGUCAAAGGUCGCAAGUGCAAGCCAACUGCAAGUACGUAUAACUCCAUUAUCCUGAUGCUAAUGCAAGAAAAUCACCCUGAAAAAGUGUAUGAUCUUUACAGUGAGAUGUGUAAUGAAGGUAAUUGCUUCCCCGACACUAUAACAUACAGUGCUCUAAUGUCAGCAUUUGCCAAAUUAGGCCAUGAUAAUCCUGCUAUACGAUUGUUUGAUGAAAUGAAGGAAAACGGGUUUCAUCCAAAUGCUAAGAUCUACACGACUUUAUUAUCAAUAUACUUCAAAGCCGGUAAAGUAGAAAAAGCUCUAGAUUUAGUAACAGAGAUGAAAGAGAAAGGUUGUAUGCCUACUGUGUACACCUACACAGAGUUAAUAAGGGGGCUUGGGAAAGCUGGAAGGGUAGAAGAGUCAUAUGGGAUAUACAUAGACAUGGUCAAACACGGUUGUAAGCCUGAUGUCAUUCUCAUAAACAAUGUCAUCAACAUAUUGGGGAAAAGUGGUCGUUUAUCUGAUGCCCGGAAGGUGUUCGAUGAAAUGUCAUCUUUUCAAAUUGAACCAAAUGUGGUGACAUACAACACUAUGAUAAAAGCUCUUUUUGAAUCCAAAGCUUCCCAUGAAGCUUCUUCAUUGUUUGAGAAGAUGAAAACUAACAACAUUGUUCCCACCUCUUUCACCUACUCCAUAUUAAUCGAUGGUUUUUGUAAAACAAAUAAAGUAGAAAAAGCAUUAUUACUUCUAGAAGAAAUGGACGAAAAGGGUUUCCCUCCAUGCCCAGCUGCUUACUGCAGUUUAAUCAACACACUUGGAAAAGCAAAACGUUAUGAAGCUGCAAACGAGUUGUUUCAAGAACUAAGAGAGAAUUGUGGGAAUUCUAGCUCAAGGGUUUAUGCUAUAAUGAUAAAAAACUUAGGAAAAUGUGGUCGUUUAAAUGAAGCUAAAGAUCUUUUUAAUGAAAUCAAGAAACUUGGAUUUGUUCCUGAUGUGUAUGCAUAUAAUGCACUCAUGUCAGGUAUGGUAAGGGGUGGAUUGAUAGAUGAAGCGUGUUCUUUAAUGAGGGAUAUGGAAGAAAGUGGUUGUGUGGGUGAUAUAAACUCGCAUAAUAUUAUUUUAAAUGGAUUGGCUAAAAGUGGGGGCCCACAACGCGCAAUUGUUAUGUUUGAAAAUAUGAAACGUAUGAAGAUGAAACCGGAUGUUGUGACUUAUAAUACUCUUCUUGGCUGUCUUAGUCAUGCGGGUAUGUUUGAAGAGGCUGCAAAGUUGAUGAGGGAGAUGAGAUCAUGUGGUUUUGAAUAUGAUGCUAUUACUUAUUCAUCAAUACUUGAUGCAGUUGGGAAGAUUGAUGAUGAACAUGGAACACAUCAAGUUCCAUGAAAAUGAACAAAUUGGAUUGUAUGACAGUGUUUACUCGAAGUUUUUGAUGAAGGUUUUGUGUGGUUGGAGAUGGUGGUCGGCUGCAGAAGAAGAUAUACUUUAUUUUUAACCGUAAUAGCAAUGUGGUUAUAUCAUUUUUACCCAAAACAGAAACAUAAUUUCAUUUUCUUGAAAUGUGAUAGCAACUCCUUUACUCAUAAUAGCAUUGUACGUCUUUUAUCAAGAAUAGCAAUAUGUAACAAAUGUACUAUGCCCAUAUAAGUAGUGAAAUGUAAGUAUGUUGCUUUUGUAGGUAACCAUAAA
Molecule: messenger RNA, 2672 nt
Organism: Lactuca sativa (garden lettuce)
Lineage: Eukaryota; Viridiplantae; Streptophyta; Magnoliopsida; Asterales; Asteraceae
Product: Pentatricopeptide repeat (PPR-like) superfamily protein
Molecular function (GO): protein binding
Source: RefSeq, a predicted model, not a curated record